AUGUUUCAACUCGUCAAGAAGCUCUUCAAAAAUGAACCCCAACCCAAGGGCGCGUUUCACAGGUUUGGCGAGUUGCCUCAGGAAAUCCAGAACUUAAUCUGGGCCUACGCUCUCUGUGUUGAUGCUCCACGGGCCUACUUCGUGGAUGUCAAGGGUUUCCCUAUGUGGCCACGGGAACUCAGAAUCGCACACUCGAUUCCUACAAAUCUUGGUAAUUUCCCUCACCCACCUUCAUCAAAUCCUGGAGGUGAUUAUGACCUGAUGCGAGUUUGCCGUGCAUCGUAUCAAGAGAUCACUCGCUGCUGGACCCUUUACCGGCCACAAGUUCCCGUACGCAUGAGACUCGACAACUCGCAUGACAAUGCUACGAGGGUGAAGGAAGAAAGUGGCCUUCACAUCGACGCAGCCAGCUACUUGGUCAUUGUCGAGAGAUGGUGUCACGGUAACACCCGUGUAAGUGGGUUCCGAGCCGUCUUGAGUUUCGCACCGCCCGUGCCAUAUCGGGGUUUAGAAGCUAUCCGAAGGGUGGCUGUACCAUUUGACAGCGAAUUUGAUUACUACCAGGAUUCUGCUCUUCUGAGCACUCUGGAAGCCGUGUUUCCUGGAAUACAUACGCUAUAUUUCUACGUGAAGCCAGCUCACUUUGAUCCACUCGAGCGGCGCCAUCAAGGGAUACCCGUGGACUUCCUCAUCGCCAAGCCAUGGCCAGGUAAGGGGCCACCAGAAAGAUUCAGGGCUCGUGGCCGUAUAUUCUACGAGCUCUGUCCUGAGGAGAUGAAGCGCGUUGGAAUCAACACGCAUCGCCUUGUUAUACCGUGGUCUGUUGAGAGGUGGAGGUGGAGGCAGAGGCCGAAAGGCAUAGCUUGUAUCAAGUUCAUUACUUGGCAAUGGAUCCAGUGA
Messenger RNA from Fusarium subglutinans, 900 nucleotides. RefSeq lists its product as uncharacterized. The record is from RefSeq and is a predicted model, not a curated record. Lineage: Eukaryota; Fungi; Ascomycota; Sordariomycetes; Hypocreales; Nectriaceae. The transcript has a single exon. Bases 1 to 900 code for a protein of 299 amino acids.